AUGCCAGUGUACAUAGCAGCGCAGGCGCUGUUCGACGGCUUCGAGUCGGUACCGUAUCUCUGGCCGCUCCUCAAGACGCUCCCAUGGAUCGGCGCACUGCUUCUGCUAAAGCUAUACUUCGCCGGCGCCCGCAAUGCCAGCGAGCGCAACAUGCAUGGCAAGGUGGUCAUUGUCACGGGCGGUACGAGUGGCAUUGGCGAAGCUUUCACCCGUGAACUCGCCCAACGAGGUGCCCAGAUCGUCCUCCUCACCCAGCAUUCACUGGGCGACCCGUUCAUAGUGGAGUACAUCGACGACUUGCGCCGCGACACCAAUAACCAGCUCAUCACCGCCGAGCAAGUGGACUUGGCAUCGCUGCACAACAUCCGUACGUUCGCGACCAAAUGGAUUGACAAUGCGCCGCCAAGACGUCUGGACAUGGUUGUUUUGUGCGCCAACACGCAGACGACGAAGACGGGUAAGGAUGGCAUUAGGAGUACCGUCGAAGGGGUGGAAGUGAACUGGCAAGUCAACUACCUCGCCAACUUCCACCUUCUCUCCAUCCUCUCUCCAGCUCUUCGAGCGCAGCCUCCGGACCGAGACGUGCGCAUCCUCUUCGGAACGUGCAGUUCCUACCUUGGCGGCGAUCUGCUCCACAUAACCCAGACAUCACCGUCGAGGACCAAGUCUUCAAAAGAGAAUACCAAGCCUACAUCAACCUCCACACGCUCUCCCACCCACUUCUCACCCGGAAACGCCUACGCAACCUCCAAGCUCGCCCUCACCACCUUCGCCCUCGCCUUCCAGAAGCACCUCUCCUCCAUCAAACGACCCGACAACGCUCCCGCGUAUCCGCGCGUCCUAAUCGUCGACCCAGGUCUCUGCCGUACGCCGGGAACCCGCCGCUGGCUCAGCUUCGGCACCCUCUUCGGUCUAUUCCUCUACCUCCUCAGCUGGCCAUUAUGGUGGCUCCUCCUCAAGUCACCAGAAGGCGGCGCCCAAAGCUUCCUCUACGCGGCGAUGGAGGAGAAAUUCAGCAAGGCUGGUGUCGAAGGUGAGGCGAAGGUUGGCGGGUGGUUCAUCAAAGAGUGCAAGGAUCGUGAUUUCAUGCGGGAGGAUGUCAAGGAUGAGGAGGUACAGCGGAAAUUGUGGGAGUACAGUGAGAAGAUGGUGGAGGAGGCGGAGAAAAGGGGCGUAGUGGAGCGGGCGAGGAGGAAGAAGGAAGCGGAGGAG
Baudoinia panamericana UAMH 10762 is the source of this 1212-nucleotide messenger RNA. RefSeq lists its product as uncharacterized. Gene Ontology annotation, molecular function: oxidoreductase activity. The transcript has a single exon. Lineage: Eukaryota; Fungi; Ascomycota; Dothideomycetes; Mycosphaerellales; Teratosphaeriaceae. The annotation marks the transcript as partial. The record is from RefSeq and is a predicted model, not a curated record.